Monopterus albus (swamp eel) is the source of this 2504-nucleotide messenger RNA. RefSeq names its product HscB mitochondrial iron-sulfur cluster cochaperone (gene hscb). The transcript has 6 exons. The record is from RefSeq and is a predicted model, not a curated record. Gene Ontology annotation, biological process: [2Fe-2S] cluster assembly; protein complex oligomerization. Gene Ontology annotation, molecular function: protein-folding chaperone binding; ATPase activator activity. Gene Ontology annotation, cellular component: mitochondrion. Lineage: Eukaryota; Metazoa; Chordata; Actinopteri; Synbranchiformes; Synbranchidae. Bases 91 to 939 code for a protein of 282 amino acids.
UCCUCUCCUUCACCAAAAGGGAUGUUAAUGUUUUGACAGAAGAUCACGUGUUUUGGUUGACUGUACAGCAGCACUAAAUACUGUAUUUUAAUGUCGGAAAUGUCACUGAGGGCUUUGCGGAUUGUGCGCUCAUCCCGGGAUGUGCUGCAUCUCAAUUGGCUGAUGACGAGCCCACUGUCUGUUUCUGAUUCUGUUCCAUGUUUGGUACACUGGAUGUCCACCCGCUUCCCCAACAGGGACGUAUGGCACAGCAGCAUAAAUUUCAGAGCAUUGAGAAAGGGACGGGAGCUAUUUUACGACACUAAGCAAGUCAGUUCACCAAGGAAUUAUUGUACAGGCCAAGUCAGACUGAACUGCUGGAACUGCAAACGACCUCUAGACAAAACUCCCACGUUCUUCUGUAUGUUUUGUAAUGUAGUCCAGCCUCCCGAUGAAGGGGCGUCCUACUUCACGAUCAUGGAUUGUGACUACACAUUCACACUGGACACACAAAGGCUGCAGAAACGAUACUUGCAGCUCCAGAGGUCACUACACCCAGACAACUUCGGCCAGAAAUCUGUGAAAGAGCGGGAGUAUUCAGAAAGCCAGUCUGCUCAUGUGAACAAAGCAUACAAGACUUUGCUUAAGCCUUUGAGUCGUGGAGUUUAUAUGCUGAAGCUGGAGGGGAUACACGUGGAAGAGGGCUCCGACUCUGGUGUUGAUUCAGAGCUUCUAAUGAUGCUGAUGGAGAUCAAUGAAGCUCUUGAUGAAGCACAGACUCCAGAAGAAGCCAGUAAAAUUGGCCAAGACACAAAAGGGAAACUGACAGCCUUGACAGAGCAGAUAGAUGCUGCCCUUCAUAAAGGAGAGCUUCAAGCUGCCAAAGCACUGCUUACCCAAAUGAAAUACUAUGCAAACAUCGAGGAGAAAGUAAAGGAAAAACUUUCUGAAUUCAUUUAAAUUUUUGCCCCAGUGUGUGUCACUGUGUUUAAUAUUUUUAGCCAUUUUUAAAAGUUUGUACAGAAGCAAAAGUAAAUGAUUGUUCAUUUGUGUCAGCAUUAUGCUGAUCUAUUGUGAAAGAUGAAUAAUACAACUCUAUUUACAAUGUAUAAUACACAACUGAAUUCAUGUGAAUUAUACUCAAUCUGCUAUUUUUUUAUUAGAAAUUGUACAGAUAUGAUGGUGUAAUUGGAUGCAUGCAAUAUAGCUUUUGAAUUUCACAAGCCUGAUCAUGUCCAAUUUUACCUGAUGUACAACCGAAUGCAACAGAGAUUUAUAAUUGGAUCUCAUUAAAAUACUGCUCAGUGUUUAUAUGAUUAUCCUGCCUAUCAGUUCAACAUUUUGUCACAAGGCUUUCAUUCAGUUCCUGGGGUUACCUUUAGGUGGAGACACAACACCUUGACAGUCAUUAUGCAUUAGAGCAACACUCCCAUUAACUGGAUGUAAGAUCAUAAGUCCUUUAUUGAGGUAGACAGCCCACUGAAUUAUUAAUUGUGGUUUCAUAUGUAGCAUUAAUGCUAUGCUGAAUAUUAUGUGAUGAAUGAGCCAAAUAUCUGCGAUCUGUGUAAUCCCUAGCUUAUAAAUUGAUCCAUUGCACCUCUGCCUGCAGCAGUGUAUUCAUCAACCUUGUCCCUCAUUUAAUUUUUGAAUUUUCUUUUUUUUAAUUCAACACCAUGAAGAAAAUUAUUAUAAUUUGUAAUUCCUUUGCAAAUUGCAGUUCAGAUCACAUCAAGGCUUCUAAUCUGAGCAAGUGAUACGGAAGUAAUCACGUUGAAAUACGGGGGUGCCACUUAAUCUGAUAGCAGAAAGUGAACCAUUAGAUCACAUAUCAUAUGAAAAAUGUUAUUUGAGACACACCGGCAUGAUAAGCUCAACCAUUUUGUGUAUAUUAACGGCUUUACAUUGACAGUAUUUUUCUGUGCCCCACAGCACACUGGAGCAUCCCUCUGUAACACAACCUGAAAUAGUUGUUUAUUAAGUCUGGAACAACAGUGUCAUGUGUCUGAGGCUGUUUUAUUUAUUUAUGUAUUUAUUUUUUACUAUGGAGAAGCAGUUUCCUUAAAAUACAUGGAUUGAUAGUGGAUUAAAAAGGGCAACUCCCACCCACAAGGAGACCUACAGGCCUACUUAUUAUUCAUGUCUUAAUCGGAAAGCAUCUACCCCGCCUUUAAAUUAAGGAGGAAAUGUGAUCGACUGACACUGAGACUACUGCUGUCUCCAAGAACUCUUUGAAAUUCAGUUUGAAAGGGGCAAAAGGGGUGAAACAGCCAUGAUGUCAAAUUUACUUGGAUGAGAAAGCUCGACAGAAUGAACUAGGUGUCCCCCAUGCAGUUUCAGGAAUGAGUUAGGUCAGCAUUGGGCACACUGCACAGUUUACUGCUGCUUUAGAUUUACUGGUCAUGGUGCACUAGGCUAAUUCAAAUAUUCUGUACAGGUCUGCAUGACCUAGUAAAUAGAAUUCCUUCUAGUCAUGUUAGUUAUUGCAGUAGUUUGGCAUUUUGGGAAAUAAGCUUAUUUAAAUUCUU